GGCUGCUUUUGUAAGAGUUUUACUUGAUGUCCAUUGUCCAAAGAACAAACUUUCACAUUGUUCCACAUCUAUACAAAGCAUCGAUUCAAAAGUGGCAUGAGAUUCUGAGGCUGUCGGCGUCGCUUAUUAGAGUUCUGCCAGCUCAUCACCGCCCUCACCAUAAAUAUUUGGCCCAGCUUUGUUGAGGUUUGUUCCCUCUUCCAUAAUAUUAUUCACAAACACCAAAUCUUUCAACUUCACUCAUAGAAAUGUCUUCAGUUCCUCCUGUUUAUAUUGUCUCCGCUGUGAGAACGCCCAUUGGUUCCUUCUUGGGUUCCCUCUCUAGCAAGAGUGCUACUGAGCUAGGUGGCAUCGCCAUCAAGGCUGCCGUUGAGCGUGUACCAGAGAUCAAGCCAGAAGAUGUUGAGGAGAUCUUCUUCGGCAAUGUUUUGUCUGCAAACUUGGGCCAAAACCCUGCUCGUCAAUGUGCUAUUGCUGGAGGACUCACUGAAGGCGUAGUCUGUACUACCGUCAACAAAGUUUGUGCUUCUGGAACCAAGGCGAUCAUUCUCGCUGCUCAGACAAUCAUCACAGGCAACGCCGAUAUUGUUGUAGCUGGUGGUACAGAGUCUAUGUCUAAUGUUCCUCACUACCUCCCAACCCUCCGAAAUGGUGCCAAAUAUGGCGACCAAACUUUGGUAGAUGGUGUUCUCAAGGAUGGUCUCACUGAUGCCUACAACAAGAAGGAGCACAUGGGAAUGGCUGCUGAAGAGUGCCACGUUGAUCACGACAUUAGCAGAGAGCAGCAAGAUGAGUAUGCUAUCAAUUCAUAUCAAAAGGCCCAAAAGGCAACCGAAGCUGGCCUUUUCAAGACCGAGAUCGUUCCAGUGGAAGUUAGCGGUGGCCGUGGAAAGCCUAAUGUCAAGGUUGAGAGAGAUGAUGAGGUCAAGAAUUUGAACAUUGAGAAGCUCAAGGCUAUGAGACCAGCUUUCUUGCCAAAUGGAGGAACCGUCACCGCACCAAACGCUGCACCACUUAACGAUGGUGCUUCAGCUCUUGUUCUCGUCUCGGAAGCUAAGUUGAAGGAACUUGGUCUUAAGCCUUUGGCAAAGAUCCUCGGUUGGGGUGAUGCAGAAAAAGCUCCAAGCAAAUUCACCACCGCACCAUCAUUGGCUAUCCCUAAAGCUUUGAAGCACGCCAAGAUCGAUGCUUCAGCUGUUGAUUAUUACGAGAUCAACGAGGCUUUCUCCGUUGUUGCUUUGGCAAAUAUGAAGAUCCUCGGAUUGGACGAAUCCAAGGUCAACAUCAACGGAGGUGCUGUCGCUAUCGGACAUCCUCUUGGUUGUUCCGGAGCUAGAAUCGUCACCACAUUGGUGAAUGUGUUGAGAGAGCAAAAGGCAAAGAUUGGUGUUGCCGGUAUUUGCAACGGCGGUGGUGGAGCAUCUGCUCUUGUCAUUGAAUCUUUACAGUAAACCAUUUAUGAGAAAUUGCUUGAUGAUUUGAAUUUGGAUGGUACAUAUUGGGAGUAUCAUAGAGCAUAACUGGCGAUAAAGCAUAGCAUAAUAGACUUGAGUUUGGCAAAUGUCCCUCGAGACAAUUCAUAAUACCCAUAAACUUUUUGAUACA
This is a messenger RNA of Botrytis cinerea B05.10, 1605 nucleotides long. It is a transcript of the gene Bcerg10, whose product is annotated as Bcerg10. Gene Ontology annotation, molecular function: acetyl-CoA C-acetyltransferase activity. NCBI's taxonomy places the organism in Eukaryota, Fungi, Ascomycota, Leotiomycetes, Helotiales, Sclerotiniaceae. Gene Ontology annotation, biological process: fatty acid beta-oxidation; ergosterol biosynthetic process. The coding region runs from base 249 to 1451 and encodes 400 amino acids. The transcript has 4 exons. The record is from RefSeq and is a predicted model, not a curated record.